UAGUAUAGUAGUAGUAUAAAACGAAGGGCUCGUAAUUUAAUCAUAGCCACAUAUAUAAAAAGAUGUCGAUGAUAUUUUGCAACACUCUCUACUCUUCUUCUCCAUCGUCUCUCUCACCGUUAACUUCAACUCGAACAAAGCCGUCGCGAUUCUCAAGCAAACUCAGAGUUCGCGCUCAGUCCCAGUCCAUGGACGAUGAUCAUCUCCGCCGGAAGUUCUUGGAGUUCCCGUACGUCUCACCCACGCGCAAGCAGCUUAUGGUUGAUCUCAUGACUACGCUUGAGGAUCGCCUCCAAUCUCAGCUCCUUCCCUGCAGCCUUCCACCAGAUGUACGAAACUUCAUGAACCCUAACGGUUGCGCUGAAGCAUCUCUUCAUAUCAGAUCCGGCGAUAAAUCAUCUCCGAUUGAUUUUGUUAUAGGAAGUUGGAUUCAUUGCAAGAUCCCAACAGGAGUAUCUCUCAAUAUAACAAGCAUCUCUGCAUUCUUAAACUCUUCAACAAGAGCUCCAAACUUUGUGGUCGAACUAAUACAGAGCAGUCCCACGUCGCUUGUGCUCAUCCUCGACCUUCCACACCGUAAAGAUCUAGUUCUUAACCCGGAUUAUCUCAAGGAGUAUUACCAAGACACUGCUCUUGAUUCUCAUCGCCAGUCUCUCCUUAAGCUACCUCAAGUGAAACCCUAUGUCUCUCCUUCUCUCUUUGUCCGUUCUGCUUUCUCUCCUACUGCUUCCAUGCUUAAAAUCGAUGCGGAUGAAGAGGAAAAGUUGGAGGAGAUCUUGAGAGAACAUGUUAGUCCAGCUGCUAAGGAGGUUCUCCGGGUUUGGUUGGAGCGUUGUGCCGCCAAGGGAGAAGAAGAAGAAGAGAUGGUAGUGAUUGGGGAAGAAGAGAGAAUGGCGUUGGAGAGAAGAGAUAAAAGCUUUAGAAGGAAGAGCAUAGAGGAAGAUUUGGAUUUGCAGUUUCCGAGAAUGUUUGGGGAAGAAGUUUCCUCCCGUGUCGUACACGCUAUCAAAGAAGCUUUCGGUGUUCUCUAGAUCGUGUCAUUGUAACAUGUAGCUAAUGAGAACAUUGUGAGCUAAAUUCUAUAGAUUAUAUUCUCUUUAA
Capsella rubella is the source of this 1101-nucleotide messenger RNA. Its product is annotated as red chlorophyll catabolite reductase, chloroplastic. Gene Ontology annotation, cellular component: chloroplast. Gene Ontology annotation, molecular function: red chlorophyll catabolite reductase activity. Gene Ontology annotation, biological process: chlorophyll catabolic process. The transcript has 2 exons. NCBI's taxonomy places the organism in Eukaryota, Viridiplantae, Streptophyta, Magnoliopsida, Brassicales, Brassicaceae. The record is from RefSeq and is a predicted model, not a curated record. Bases 63 to 1031 code for a protein of 322 amino acids.